Messenger RNA from Schistocerca americana (American grasshopper), 2445 nucleotides. Its product is annotated as platelet glycoprotein V-like. Lineage: Eukaryota; Metazoa; Arthropoda; Insecta; Orthoptera; Acrididae. The record is from RefSeq and is a predicted model, not a curated record. The transcript has 6 exons. Gene Ontology annotation, cellular component: plasma membrane. Gene Ontology annotation, molecular function: protein binding. The coding region runs from base 1 to 2445 and encodes 814 amino acids.
AUGGCUAUGUUUCGCCGCAGGCCCCACGCUACAGGCGCCUUACUGGCUGCUGUUCUUCUGAUAUCCAGUGUGGACUUUCACGGCACUUCCAACACCACCGACUGUCCAUGUGAGGUCUUACCAUUUGGGGACGCAACCUGCGAAAAUGCCUUUCAGGCACCUCCAUGCCUCCUUUCCAAGAACGUCGACUUGCUGCUACUGGAACUACCUACUGUUACAGAACUGACCUCUUCCGUGUUGGCCAGUGUACCAAGCCUGCUCUGGCUCCACCUUAUCGCCCUUUCUCUGACCACCAUCAGGUCGUCCGCCUUUGCCAACAACCCGCUACUGAGUGACCUCAUCUUGGAGGUACCGAAUGUGACCACUUUGGAGCCUGGAACCUUCCGAUCACUGCCCAAACUCAAGCGUCUACACACGGAGAGUACCGUCCAGAGCCUGGAAGAGGACGAGUUUGAGCUGUGCCCGGAACUGAGUAGUGUGGAGAUCGCCGCCAGUCUCCAGGAGCUGCGGCCUGGAACGUUCAGACACAACAAUGAGCUCAGCAACCUGCGACUCGCCAACAACAACUUGACCCACUUGCCGGAUGGUCUGCUCUCCCACAACCCAAAAGUGGGUUACAUAGACCUCGCCAACAACGGCAUAAGGACCAUCUCGGCUGGGGCGUUCAGGAACGCUUCGAAUCUCCACAACUUAAUUCUUUCUCGGAACAACCUGACAACUCUAGAGGAGGGAACACUGGAUGAUGCGGUGCCACUCAUAUAUUUCCACGCUUCGCAGAAUCAACUCACAUCCCUGCCCGCAACAAUCUUUGCCAGAACUGUGUCACUGAUUGAAAUCAAUCUCAGCUUUAACAACCUGACAUCUCUUCCAAAGGACAUAUUUGCCGCUACUACUGAUCUGGGGAUACUGAGCCUGAACCACAACAAGCUGGAGUCCUUGGAACCAGGGUUGUUCCAGAACAUCCCCCAGCUCAUCAUGCUACAUCUGAAUGGGAACGCCAUCAAGACCCUCUCGGCAGACGCGUUCACCGGUUUGCAGCGGUUACGCUACCUGUACAUGUCCGACAACCAGCUGACUUCGCUGGCUGCUGAUGUCUUCAAGCCAACUCCUGCGCUGGAUACCCUGGUUCUGAAAGGGAACCUCCUCCAACACCUGCCAGAGGAGAUGCUGGGCAACUGCUUCCAGUUGGACUGUCUGUAUUUGGACCACAAUCAGCUCAAGAGCCUUCCAGGGCGACUCUUCACCAACAAUACUGAGCUCUGUGUUGUCUCACUCGAAGGCAACUGUCUUAGCAGACUGCCACCCGAGCUGUUUGCCGGGGCGCCAUCACUGAAACUUCUGCGCUUGGGACGUAACCCAUGGGACUGCACCAACUGCAGUGUUGCUGCGAUGGCGGCCUGGCUGACAUCACAGCACAUCAACAUCGGCGAUGUCGCACCGCAGUGCUCAGGACCUGGACCACAGGCUGGGAAGGACAUUCGUGAGGCGACGGCUGCUCACUGUCCAAAGGACAGCGGCCAGUUUCAUCGAGGGCCUCACGUCCCAGGAAUCAUAGUGGCAUCAGUCCUUCUGAUAUUCAGUGUUGAGGUUUGUGGCGAUUCCAAUACCACCGACUGUCCAUGUGAUGUCUCCACACUGACAUCCUGCUAUGAAGUCUCUCAAGCACCUCCAUGCCUCCUGUCUAAGAACGUCUCGUUCUUCAUAAUUGAUCUUCCAACCAUCACCCAUCUGACUGCUCCCGUGUUGGAGAAUGUGCCGAGCGUGCAGAAACUCUACAUUACGUCCUCUUCCUUGACAACCAUCGGAUCGUCCGCCUUCGCCAACAACCCAUUAGUGUACGAACUCAGAAUGAGUAUACCGAGCGUGACCACUUUGGAGUCGGGAGUCUUCCGAUUAUUGCCCAAACUCCAGUACCUGUACAUGACGAGUGCCAUCCAGAGUCUGGACGAGAACCAGUUCGAGCUGUGCCCAGACCUGAGAACAGUGGUCAUCAACGCCAGGAUCCAGGAAAUAUGGCCAGGAACUUUCAGACAGAACAAGGCACUCAGUUUCCUGAGCCUCUACAACAACAACUUCACGCACUUGCCAAAUGGUCUGCUCGCUGGCAACCCAGAAUUGCGCCACUUGUUCCUCAAUAACAAUGCGAUACGGACCAUUUCUGGUGGGGCGUUCAGGAACGCUUCGAAACUCCAGGAGCUGAUGCUGUCUCGAAACCACCUGAGAGAGCUGGAACAGGGAACGUUGGACGACGCGGAGCUGCUCACCGAUUUCGACGCUUCGGAGAACGAAAUCACAUCUCUGCCCUCGACGAUCUUUGCCAAAACUGUGUCGCUGAGAAAAAUUGAUCUCCACUCGAACAACCUGACGUCUCUUCCAAAGGACAUAUUUGCAACUACUACCAAUCUCGUGGAUACAAUUCGUGUUGAAACAGUUCCAGCACUUUAA